UAGCAAUAACACGAUAUUUUAAAAUUUAGCAUAUACAAAUAUAAGCCAUGUUCAAGAUAAUCUCGUAUUUCAAGUCGCGACCGAAAAAAUUUGGCGUAAGAUGCUAUCAAAAUCGCCUGCCCACAUGUUCGCCAUCCAAGGCGGACGCCAGGCGGAGCAGCUUUGGAUUCGUUGGCGGUGAUAUUGGCGACCAAAACAUGUGGCAAUCGCGCCCGCGCCAGUUGCAUGUCAAUCCGUUUACCUUCCCCACGACCCACUCAAAGGCGGAACCAGCGACACACGGAAAGGGCGAGUGGGUGGCGGACGAAGGGCCAACGCUCCGCUGGGGCAUCGCACCUGUCAGCCUGAUGGCAGAUGACUUUGCAGCUGCUUUAAGUGUCCUCCCAGAGAAGCACCACCGCAUCGUGUCCUGUGUGGCCGCCUACCAAUCUCACGCUCUCGCCUUCUCCGAUCGCCAUAAGGUGGAUAACGUGUACACCAGCUUCGAGGAUCUGGCCAAGUGCCCGAAUGUAGAUGUUGUGUACAUCUCACCGCUGAAUCCUCAGCACUCGGAGCUCUGCCACCUGAUGUUGAAUCAUGACAAGCACGUUCUAUGUGAAAAACCGCUUUGCAUGACGGAGGACCAGGUGACCAAGUUGCUGGAGAAGGCGCGGGCGAGAGGUCUCUUCCUUAUGGAGGGAAUGUGGCCAAGAUGCGUCCCAGCUUAUCACUACCUGCGGCAUCAGAUUCUGCGUAAUCGUCUUGGAGAACUGCAGACUGUUCAUUGCUCUCUGGGUCUGCCUGUCUCCCAAGGGAGACUGGGACUUUACGGCGGAGUUACCAACGAUUUUGGCGUCUAUGGAAUGCAGUUGGCUCUGUGGGUGUUUCGGGAGAUACCACGUUGCCUCAAGGUAAGCGGCAGGGUCAAUUCCCAGAACGUGGACGUUGCUGCUGAUAUAGAACUUUGCUUCACCCGCGGCAAGAAGGCCUUCAUCGAGGUCAGUUCGGAAAAAAAACUCGACAACUUGGCUAUUGUGAAAGGCACAAAUGGGUCCAUUAAAAUGAACAACUACUGGUGUCCCACCCGUCUGAUCACCGAUGAGGUGGAUUACGAAUUCCCUUUGCCGGGUAGCGACGAAAUGCCACCCACCCACUACCACAAUCGAUUGGGCAUGUGCUAUGAGGCCGAGGAGGUGAGAAACUGCAUCAUGAAGGGCAGCUACGAGAGCGAUGACUUCAGUCACAACGAGAGUUUGCUGCUGGCCAACCUAAUGGAUACCAUCCAUGCAGAACUCGGAGUCGGUGAAUUCGCAAAUCGGACAAAAGUUCCCGAUCUACAGCGGCAUAUCGAGAAUGUGCAGGAUAUAGUCGAAGAUCCGGAAGAGCUGGCCAGCGAGACAUGUCGAGUAGUCCAGGAUGUUAGCUCCUCUGAGGCCCUGCAAGGCAAUCAGCAAGAGGAGGAGGCCCAGUCCAGGUCCAAGGCUAUAGACGCCCCCUAGUAAUAAAAAGUGUGGCAGGUGUUGUACAUUUUAUAAGCUCGAAUCAUAUAUGAUUUCAGAUCAAAUAAAUAGAUAC
Molecule: messenger RNA, 1554 nt
Organism: Drosophila eugracilis
Lineage: Eukaryota; Metazoa; Arthropoda; Insecta; Diptera; Drosophilidae
Product: trans-1,2-dihydrobenzene-1,2-diol dehydrogenase
Molecular function (GO): nucleotide binding
Source: RefSeq, a predicted model, not a curated record